AUGGGACUUCAGUGUCCGGGGCUGCAGACCUCCCCGUCAGCCAGGAAGCGUUCUCGCUUCUGUCUGGUGGGAAGUGACCGCCUGGGCGUAGCUAAGGAGUCCCAGGAGCUGCACGUCACCUCGUUCCCCUUCGCCCUGCAGACGCAGAACACGCGCAUCAGCCCCUACAACGAGAUCCACUGGCCCUCCGCUUUCAGCAACGACGUGGACCUGUACCACGAGAGAACGCGCUACCUGGGAGUGUCUGAGCUGCUGGAGUCCACCCGGCUGGGGAGCAGUCUGCCCCUCAUGAGAUACGACUCGUCCUUCGAGAGCAUGACCUCCGCGCUGGAGGACAGGUUCCCUAAGCUCCACAGCGCGGUGAUCCGCACCACCGUCCUGGUCCAGCACUACUGCCUGGCCCUGAUGGCCGCGUCGGGGCGUCUCCACAGCGCCCAGAACCACCUCCACAAGCACACCUCCGUGGAGACCCUGGAGAUCGUCCAAUCGCUGAUCGGCGCCGGGCGGCGGUGCCCCGCCCACCACGGCCCCAUGGUGCUGCUGCGGAUCCCCUCGCUGGCCCUCGCCGCCUGGGCCCAGCGCCGGCUGGCGGACGUGCGGCGGCGGCUGGGGCUGGAGGACACCUUCGAGAUCAUCCUGGGGAACCCCGGACAGCCGCUGAGCGUGGGACACACCUUCACCGAGCGCAUCAAGUCGUGGCUGGAGAUCCAGGACGUUGGCUGGGUGCCCGGGACCUACCUGGAGCUGGAGGGCCUGCCUUGCAUCCUCAUCCUCUCUGGGGCUGAACCUCUGGGGGAGUCCCUGCCCAGGUCGUUGAAAUACUGCGACCUGCGCGUCAUAAGCUCCUCCUACCUGCAGCGGACCACCCUGGAGCAAGAGUUGGGAUUGGCCGCCUACCUGGUGAGGGCGGAGUCUCGGCCCCCCCACGACCCCGGACCAGGAAGUGACCUCCUGGAGAGCGACGCGGACAAGCUGAGCAGCACGGACAACGAGGAGGAGGAGGCACCCGACACCGGUUCUCCUCAACCCUCCAGCGCCGGGGCCCCAGACGCGGCCCCCGCCCAGGAGACUACGCCCCCCCACCCCCGGGGGCCAGCCCCGGACCCCUGCCAGCCCUACCCCCACCCGACCCCCCAGCGACACCUACAGCACCCCCAGUCUCAUCCCCACCCUCCUCCACCUCCCUCCUCCUCCUCCUCCUCCUCCUCCGGGCCCUCCCCCCUCCUCCCCCAGUCCCAGCCUCACCCUCACGCCCCUCCUACUCCCUCCUCCUCCUCCUCCUCCUCCUCCUCUGGCCCCUCCCCCCUGCUCCCCCCUCCUCGCUCCCAGCGCCCGCCCUCCAAGUCCACCUCCUCCGACUCCCUGUCGCCGCGCUCCUCCUCCUCCCCGGCCCAGAGCUGCUCCUGGGCCCGGGGCGUCAGCCGGCCCCCCUCCGUGCCUCCCCGAGCCCUCUAUGACAUCAUCACCGCCAGCGACGGCAGCGGGCUCCCACGAUGCACCUCUUUCCUGCCGCACAUGUCGGUCGCCUGGGCAGCAGCUUGCAGGCCCCUGCUGAGCAAGAUGAUGACGUACGAGCAGUCCCUGUACUACCGCCAGUGGACUCCACGUGCAUACCACAUGGACCGCACCAACCGCACCGAGGGGCGCAGCGACAACUUCCACCCCCGCCGGCUGCUGCUGAGUGGACCGCCCCAGGUGGGUAAGACAGGGGCGUACCUGCACUUCCUGGGCAUCCUGUCCCGCAUGCUGAUCAGACUGAUGGAGGUGGACAUCUACGAUGAGGAGGACAUCCACUGCAGUGCGCAUGUGGAGGGGGUGCAGUACCACCCAGCCGGGACCCCCUGGCCCAUCCCGGAGGUCAUGAGGUCGAUGCCCUUCGACUACACCGUCCACGACCCCAAACACGACGACGUCAGCAACGUGUACUGCCCCGGGCACAAGCCCAGCGCUGACGCCGAGCCGCCGCGGCAGGAAGACGUGUACCUGCGCCGGCGUACGUCCCGGAUGAAGCUGUCCAAGCACGCCGCCUACAACACCUACCACCACUGUGAGCAGUGCCACCAGUACAUGGGCUUCAACCCCCGAUACCAGAUGUGCGAGUCCUCGCUGCACACCUUCACCUUCUCCCACCUGCAGCUGGGCGACGAAAUCCAGCUCUUCUUCAUCAUCCCCAAGUCCAAGGAGCACUACUUCAGCUUCAGCCAAUCAGGAGGCCAGCUAGAGAGCCUGAGACUGCCCCUCACCUCCGAAUGGAGCCCCGACUGCAUCAAGAGCCCCAUCUUCAUGCCCACCACGGGGCGCCACGAGCACGGCCUGUUCAACCUGUUCCACGCCAUGGACGGCGCCGCUCACCUCCACAUCCUGGUGGUCAAGGAGUACGAGAUGCCCGUCUACAAGAAGUACUGGCCCAACCACAUCAUGCUGGUCCUGCCCAGCGUCUUCAACGGAGCCGGCAUAGGUGCCGCCCACUUCCUGAUCAAGGAGCUGUCCCACCACAACCUGGCCCUGGAGCGGUCCCGCCGGCAGGAGGGCGGGGGGCCCCCGGGGGACGUGUGGCCCUUCGUGGUGGUCGCCGACGACUCCUGCGUCAUGUGGAACGCGGUGGACGUCGACGCUCGCGGCGGCCAGGUGGAGCGCGGGGCGUCCCUGAAGCAGGUGCUGCAGACCAUGGAGGCCUGCCCCGACCUCGCCCACCUCGGCCUCUGUGGCCUCCGGAAGUGGAACAGCCGCGGACUCAAAGGUCACCGGAGCCGCGAGCCCUUCCACCGCGGCCAGCUCCACGACUUCCUGCUGGUCAACGUGGACCUGUGCCGGGCCGUCCCGUACGACCAGCACCGCUUCAGCUGCCACGACGUGGACUUCGCCCUGCGGGCCCACAGCGCCGGCCUGCUGCUCUGCCGCUUCAACGGCUUCAGCGUCAUGAAGAAACAGAUCGCCAUCGGCGGGUACCGCACCUUCAUCAUCAAGACCAAGAUGACGGACGUGCCCACCUCCGUGGGGCCGCUGCAGUACGUGUGCGCCCCCGACAGCAAGCACCUGUUCCUGGCCACGCCCGCCCGGCUGCUCCUGGAGAGGUACCUCCAGCACACGGGCCACCAGCUGUUCCCCCUGGGCACCCGGGGCCACGCGCACCCCGUCCUGUCGGUGGACUGCUUCCUCAACCUGGGGCCCGAGGUGACGGUGUGCUUCGUGAGCUCCAGGCCCCACUCCCUCAACCUGAGCACGGCCGGCCUCCUCUUCAGCGGCCUCCUGCUGUGCUUCACCGACUCCUGCGUCACGCCCUCCUUCCUCAAGAAGUUCACCUUCCUCCAAGGGGCGACCCUGUGUGUGAUCUGCGCUGACCGCAGCUCCCUGCGCCAGGCGGUGGGCCGUCUGGAGCUGGAGGACGAGUGGCGCUUCAGGCUCAGCGACGAGUUCCAGACCGCCAACGCCAAGGAGGACCUCCCGCUCUUCUUCCUGACCGGGAAGCACAUCUAGCUCCUCCCCCUCCACAUCUAGCUCCUCCCACUAUUUUUCCUGACCGGGAAACAUAUCUAGCUCCUCCCACUCCACAUAUAGCCCCUCCCACUCCACAUCUAGCUCCUCCCACUCUUCUUCCUGACCGGGGAGUACAUAUCUAGCUCCUCCCACUCCACAUCUAGCUCCUCCCACUCUUCUUCCUGACCAGGAAGCAUGUCUAGCUCCUCCCACUCCACAUCUAGCUCCUCCCCCUCUUCUUCCUGACCGGGAAACGUAUCUAGCUCCUCCCACGUAUUCCCACUCACAUGUAUAGCUCCUCCCAGUCUUCUUUACUGACCGGGAAAUACAUCUAGCUCCUCCCACUUCCACACAUAGCUCCUCCCACUCUUCUUCCUGACAGAGAAACAAAUCUAGCUCCUCCCACAUAUACCUCCUCACAUGGGUAGCUCCUCCCACACAUAGCUCCUCCCACUCUUCUUCCUUACCUUACAGUGCUGCCCGCUGUUCAGAACUCCUCCCACAGCUAGGAACUCCUCCCACAUGUCUGGCUCCUCCUACAUCAGACUCCUCCCACUUCUGGCGCCUUCCAGUUCCUCACACAUCGGAAAACUCUCCCAUAUGACUCCUCCCACACUUGAUACCUCCCCCGACCUGACUCCGCCCACUAGUGGGGGGACCCUGAACCGUGCCUUCUCUCUCCCUAAAGACACUCCAUGUGAAGGGGGGGAGGGGUAGUUCACGGCCUGCGCCAUGCGUUACCAUGGAAACCAUGAUUUCAUCAAAGGUGAGAUGUUAACAAAAACAUGAGAUUCUUGAUGACUGCUACUUACCAGUGUACACACACAUACACACAUAUACACACACACACACACACACACACACACACACACACACAGACACACACACACACACACACACACACAC
This is a messenger RNA of Gadus macrocephalus (Pacific cod), 4383 nucleotides long. It is a transcript of the gene greb1, whose product is annotated as growth regulating estrogen receptor binding 1. The record is from RefSeq and is a predicted model, not a curated record. Gene Ontology annotation, biological process: multicellular organism development. NCBI's taxonomy places the organism in Eukaryota, Metazoa, Chordata, Actinopteri, Gadiformes, Gadidae.